CGCCGAAAUGCCGCCGCCGUCGCCGCGGCGAGACUUCCCAGCGUUCCCCUUCGCGCCGUACCAGAUCCAGUCGGAGUUCAUGUCCUUCCUCUACGCCGCCCUCUCCUCCGGACCCCGCGCCCUCGCCCUCCUCGAGAGCCCCACCGGCACCGGAAAGACCCUCAGCAUCAUCUGCAGCGCGCUCCAGUGGCUCCUGGACCACCGCGACGCCGCCGUGGGGGGCCACCCCGACCGGGCCGAUGGCUCCACAGCCGCGGCUACCGGCGGCGAAGAUGAAGAGCCUGACUGGAUGCGGGAUUUCACCCCGCUUCUGCCCAAGAAGGAUACCACGAAGAAGAGGAAGCCUCGCCCCGCGAGGAGGCAGGAGCCCAGGAAGGCGGCUGGUGCGGAGGACAAUGGCGAGAACGAGUUCUUGAGCAAACCAACGAAAUGUUCAGCGCAGUGA
Lolium perenne is the source of this 445-nucleotide messenger RNA. Its product is annotated as ATP-dependent DNA helicase chl1-like. Lineage: Eukaryota; Viridiplantae; Streptophyta; Magnoliopsida; Poales; Poaceae. Gene Ontology annotation, cellular component: nucleus. The record is from RefSeq and is a predicted model, not a curated record. Gene Ontology annotation, biological process: establishment of sister chromatid cohesion. Gene Ontology annotation, molecular function: ATP binding; DNA helicase activity.